Molecule: messenger RNA, 1207 nt
Organism: Spodoptera frugiperda (fall armyworm)
Lineage: Eukaryota; Metazoa; Arthropoda; Insecta; Lepidoptera; Noctuidae
Exons: 6
Coding region: 131-1123 (330 amino acids)
Source: RefSeq, a predicted model, not a curated record
AAUGAAAAAGCUAUUUGUUCAAUCAGAGUCGCCGGUCGCCUUGCUUUUUCACUUUCACUUAUGUCUUAUUCACUCGCUUCAUAAUGUCAAAUGAAUUCACAUUCGUGAAUCUGUCAAAAUAAGAAAGAUUAUGCUCGUAGUACAUAUUGGUACAUAUUUUUUUGUUUACAAACAAGCCGUACAUAAAUUAUUUCCCGCGAUUUUUCAGUUCCUAAAAGAAGUAGUUAAUAAAAUGAAUUCCGAGCGUGCUUCUCAUCCAUCUGGGGCCCAAGUGGAUGCGCUAAUAAAUUGGUUAGAAAGAAAGCCCAGCUUGGCUAAAGGAUUUGCCAAAACUCCAAGCGGUAGACUGGCAGCUAGUAGGGAGUGGGAUCGUAUCACAUUAAGACUUAAUAGUAUGGGAAAAACGCAGAAAACGAAAAAACAGUGGAUUAAGUAUUGGGCUGACAAAAAAAGUGGGGUGAAGAAGAAAGCCACUGCUCUUGCUGCUUUUGCAAGUAACACAGGCUCGGUGAAGCAUGAAAGUGACAUGCCAUCGCAGCUCACUAAUAUAGAAGAACGAAUACUGGUGCUGAUGGGAGGGGAAGGGUUUGUUUCAGGCAACCCGUUUCAAUACAUACAGAACGAUUAUUCUGGAGAUUGUCUGAGCCCAGCAGCCACAGAAGCAGAAGUAACCACCACCGCUGAUCCCAUCAGGCCUAAUAAUGAUAGUUUUACAAUUAACAUCAGAAUCCCUCAACAAACCGCUGCUGUUAAGAAAGAGCAAGAGUCUGAGGGUUCCAGUAGUCCCACUGAGCAGCCCUUGUCUCCUAGUCCUCAAACUACAAGACCUUCAUUAUCUAGACUUACAAGUCCAACACUAUCGCGCCGCAGAAUUUUGCAGGGCAUUAGAAGAAGAACCCAGGUGUCACCAUCAUCGCAGCGACGUAACAGCUUAUUAGACAUGACAGAUAAGUUCCUGCAGAUAGAACACCGACGUUUGGAAAUAGAUAACCGAAUAGUUACCGUCAUGGAACGUAAUAGCGAGCGAGACCAUUUGCUUGUGGAAGCAACUAAAAGUAUGGGAGAAGGCUUGAAAGCUAUGGCAGAAGGCUUAAAAGCUUUAGCCGAAGCAAUUAAGCGAUAGUAUAGCGUUAUUUAGUAGACAAUUAUUUAAUAAUUUGUUGUUGUUAUUGUAAAAUAAGAAUAUAUAAAUCCUCUUUAUUGUUUA